AUGCAGGUUUUCAAGACAAUAUUGGUUGCGGUCGCGGCUGCGAGCACUGCAUUUGCUGCCCCGAUAGGAGCCGCGGACGAGAAACGCGAUAUCCCAAUUAAGAUCAGGUCCAACAUCAAAUCCAUUGGGGUCUACGCAGCGGACCAGCCCCCCGCCUCAGACUAGAUAGCCCAUCUGCACUAUACCAAGCUCAAGCCAAUUCAAAUGCCAGGUUAUUUGAACUAUCCAUCCUACUCAACCACCCUCCCAAAAGCAAAUCCCCUCACCCCACUACUAAUCCACACGCCCUCUCCCACCUCAACCGUGCCCACACUAAUCGGCUCCUCCAUACAAAACCCCUUCUU
Molecule: messenger RNA, 344 nt
Organism: Paraphaeosphaeria sporulosa
Lineage: Eukaryota; Fungi; Ascomycota; Dothideomycetes; Pleosporales; Didymosphaeriaceae
Exons: 2
Coding region: 1-165 (54 amino acids)
Source: RefSeq, a predicted model, not a curated record